AGUGUACAGUAUGGCUGAAGGAUUCUGAGAAAAUGUUGAAAUUGAAUUGUUUUCUCCCACCAGAUUAUUCUCUCAGGUCAGUACCAGGGGCUAGUCUCGUCAACGGGGUAAGGGGCAAGGGGAUGACGCGAGAGUAAUCUACAAGUUCUGUGUUGUACUCACAUUUCUGUAAGGCCACGUACAGGAAUCAGGACGACACAUAUUAGUGCCGGAGAGGGUAAUUCUAGAGACUGGUUAAUGGUGGUGCUUAUUCUAUGAUUUCUAAAGAUAUAAAGUCUGAUGAUUUGGAACUUAUAUAUUCAAUGCCAGAUGCUGAAUCCAUGAUAUUAACCCACGAUAUUAGCCCUGAAAAUUUCCCAGAGGACCUGAACGACUACGACUCUGAUCUAAAGAAAGAACAGUUUAUCCUGUCAUGUCUAACGACGCGCGCAGCAUCACCGGAAGUAGAGUGCACUAAAGACGAAGGAGACGAGAAACAAGCGUUGUCUCCCCUGCAGAUUCAACAGAAAACCCUAGAACAACUGAACAACGUUAUCAAUAACCAAUAUCACAGCGCUAAAAACCAAAGCGAUAGAGUGAGUAUCAAAGCCUCCGGUCACGUGGGUCCGGAAGAGGUACCACUCAUACAUGAAGUACAGCAGACGAAGACAGCGGCAGCGAAGAGGCCCAGCACGCUUACAAGUAGUCACGUGGUGAAACCAGUAUUAACGAGAGGUAACCGGAAACCACGAAAAUUACCCACAGUUCCUUCAUCGCAGAAUCACGUAAUCGUAGUGACACCAAAUAGAGGUCCGGAUGUAAAACCUAUAAAUGAGAGAUGUUUGGCAGACGAACUCCAAGAAGCGCUGCUGCGAGGGGAUAAUGAUGACGUGUUUCUUCCCGAACAGCCCCCAAAACAGGAGAAAGUGUAUCCUAAAUUCAGUAAACAGUAUCUAGACGAGCUUAAGAACGGCUGCUUCAACUCGGUAUCCGGUAACACGGCGCCAUGCCUGUCGUCUGACAACGUCUAUCUUUCGGAGGACUCCGUUCCAGACACCAGACCGAGGCUCCGAUCGAGUUUCAUGUCCAAGGACGCGCGACAUCUGUCUGGGGACAGUGGACGUUCUUGUUCAACGGACUCCAGUUCCGAUGCAGAUGUAGAAGCGCCAAAUAGAACGGAGAAAGUGAACAGUAGGUUAUGUUCCAUUACGUCACAAAAACGCACAGAGGCCAAAGAUCACAAUAAGUACAUUGCGUCAAAAGAGGAAGUGAGUGGGUCGUCUGCUUCUUCGUCUGCUCUACUGACGUCAGAUGACAGGAAAAGAAGGGAUAGUGGUGAUGAUCCAAGCCGAAGAUCGUCAUCUGUUUUUGGGGACACACGCUUCUUGGAUUUGGAAGUGACGCAUCGAGGCAUGCAUAGAUUUGUUCCCCGCCACAAAGAUGAAAUUCCUGUAGAGAUCGGAGAUCCGAUACAUGUGUUUCGUUUGGACGACGACCUCUGGUGUGAAGGUGUUAACUUACGGAGUUUCAGGCGAGGCAUUUUCCCGUCUAUGUACGCCACAGAUCUUAAAUUUCUGGAGGAGCCCGACACGGACGAAGAUGGGAAUUCCCAUUUCAACAUGAGGUUUUUGGGGUCAGUGGAAGUGAGCGGUCAUAAAGGAGACGACGUUCUGUGUCAGGCUAUUAACAAGGUGGCGCUCUCCCGUCGAUCAGCCAAGGCCUCCGCACCGCCACCUAUCGUAUCAGUGGAAAUCAGUCAGUAUGGAAUACGCAUGCUCGACAAGAGUAAAUUGGGGCAUGAAACAGAUGACCAUUUUACUCAUUUCUUUGCGCUGAAAAACAUUUCUUUCUGCGGUUUUCAUCCCCGAAACGAACGGUAUUUCGGAUUUAUUACGAAACAUCCAACAUCAUGUCGUUUCGCAUGCCACGUGUUUCUGGGCAAUAAGUCGACGAGAUCUGUUUCUGAUGCCCUCGGAGAUGCUUUCAAGAGAUUUUAUCAGGAGUACAUGGCCUUCACACACCCGACGGAGGACAUUUACAUGGAGUGAUCAACAAAACUCGCAAGAUUCAGGCAGGGAACUACUUACUUCAACAUUUCCCAUCAUCGACAUAUUGCGGUUUUUUUUUCUGGCAUCAAAUCUUCAUAUCAGAAACUGAUUGAGAACCUCGACUUCAGGAACCCGCAAUAAUGUCCCAUGAAAUAGCAGAUCACUUGCAGACUACCACGAAUUCAGUCUGUGCUCAUACUAUGGUGCGUUGGGUCACCGAUGAUUCGGAAAAUAAACACCAUCAGAUUUAGACCGGCAUUCAAACUUCCAAAGAAAUACAUGUAUGAUGACGAUACAGAAAUAAAAGCAAUGUAUAUGCAGCCACAAUGAUAUACAAGUUAUUGACUGCAAUAAGAUUAUGUGUACCUUCAUUUUGAAUACUUGUACGGUCAACAUCAAAUAUUAUCGUCAUCAACAAAUUACUCUCUAUUGUAGUGGCUCAGUGUUAGAGCGCUCGCUUUUUGAAUAGAAUGUCAGUUCAAACUUCGUAUAUGACGGACUUUGAAUCGCUGACGACAUUCCCUUCAUCAAGCGCUCGGCAUAAAAAAAUAUUUCGGAAAAAAUCUGAAAACCAUGGUCGUGUAUCAAAGUCUAUGUUUAGUGUUCUAGAGUCCUUAGUAUACAUAUAAGUAAAUAUUUUGUGGUAAUUUUCAUCGAACGAAUUUCAUCAAUGAUUUUGCUGUACUAACAAACUGACAUUAAUGAAACUAUUUCAGAUAGGGUCAUUAAAUUGUUCCGUUAUGAAUUUUACUGUUGAUGAUAACCACACACUCACAGUGAAUACCGUGAGUGACGCAGUAUUGUAUGUAUAAAUAUAUCACAUGAAAUCUACAUGCUCUAAUUUUCCAAUCAUUAAAAGAUCAGACAUCUG
Molecule: messenger RNA, 2898 nt
Organism: Ostrea edulis (European flat oyster)
Lineage: Eukaryota; Metazoa; Mollusca; Bivalvia; Ostreida; Ostreidae
Product: C-Jun-amino-terminal kinase-interacting protein 1-like
Exons: 11
Coding region: 255-2027 (590 amino acids)
Biological process (GO): regulation of JNK cascade
Cellular component (GO): cytoplasm
Molecular function (GO): protein binding
Source: RefSeq, a predicted model, not a curated record